Molecule: messenger RNA, 11311 nt
Organism: Pongo pygmaeus (Bornean orangutan)
Lineage: Eukaryota; Metazoa; Chordata; Mammalia; Primates; Hominidae
Gene: SLC5A3
Product: solute carrier family 5 member 3
Exons: 1
Coding region: 334-2490 (718 amino acids)
Biological process (GO): transmembrane transport; myo-inositol transport; inositol metabolic process
Cellular component (GO): plasma membrane
Molecular function (GO): D-glucose:sodium symporter activity
Source: RefSeq, a predicted model, not a curated record
GUUGGUACAGUAGGCUUCACUAGACUUAGCUGCAACUCAGAAUUUCUCCUCCAGCACCUGAGUAAAUGCUGAUGGUCUUGUGGAGAGUGGAUUAAGAGUACGAGCUAAGUUCUCAAUCCCAAUUAAGAAGCGGAAAAUUUAAACUGUCUUCUUCAAAGUUUAUCACAACCACCACCAUCAAGACAGCAAACCAAAGGACAAAGACUUUGACCUGCUGUGUUGCUCUGUGUAGUCCAGUUCACGUAUGGUUUACAGACUUGGCUGGGGUUACUAAAAAUAAAUAAAAAGUUGGACACUUCUGUCAUUGGACGCUAUUAUUCACAAGUUACCAGAAUGAGAGCUGUACUGGACACAGCAGACAUUGCCAUAGUGGCCCUGUAUUUUAUCCUGGUCAUGUGCAUUGGUUUUUUUGCCAUGUGGAAAUCUAAUAGAAGCACCGUGAGUGGAUACUUCCUGGCGGGGCGCUCUAUGACCUGGGUAGCAAUUGGUGCCUCUCUGUUUGUGAGCAAUAUUGGGAGUGAGCACUUCAUUGGGCUGGCAGGAUCUGGAGCUGCAAGUGGAUUUGCAGUGGGCGCAUGGGAAUUCAAUGCCUUACUGCUUUUACAACUUCUGGGAUGGGUUUUCAUCCCAAUUUACAUCCGGUCAGGGGUAUAUACCAUGCCUGAAUACUUGUCCAAGCGAUUUGGUGGCCAUAGGAUUCAGGUCUAUUUUGCAGCCUUGUCUCUGAUUCUCUAUAUUUUCACCAAGCUCUCGGUGGAUCUGUAUUCGGGUGCCCUUUUUAUCCAGGAGUCUUUGGGUUGGAAUCUUUAUGUGUCUGUCAUCCUGCUCAUUGGCAUGACUGCUUUGCUGACUGUCACCGGAGGCCUUGUUGCAGUGAUCUACACAGACACUCUACAGGCUCUGCUUAUGAUCAUUGGGGCACUUACACUUAUGAUUAUUAGCAUAAUGGAGAUUGGCGGGUUUGAGGAAGUUAAGAGAAGGUACAUGUUGGCCUCACCCGAUGUCACUUCCAUCUUAUUGACAUACAACCUUUCCAACACAAAUUCUUGUAAUGUCUACCCUAAGAAAGAAGCCCUGAAAAUGCUGCGGAAUCCAACAGAUGAAGAUGUUCCUUGGCCUGGAUUCAUUCUUGGGCAGACCCCAGCUUCAGUAUGGUACUGGUGUGCUGACCAAGUCAUCGUGCAGAGGGUCCUUGCAGCCAAAAACAUUGCUCAUGCCAAAGGCUCUACUCUUAUGGCUGGCUUCUUAAAGCUCCUGCCAAUGUUUAUCAUAGUUGUCCCAGGAAUGAUUUCCAGGAUACUGUUUACUGAUGAUAUAGCUUGCAUCAACCCAGAGCACUGCAUGCUAGUGUGUGGAAGCAGAGCUGGUUGCUCCAAUAUUGCUUACCCACGCCUGGUGAUGAAGCUGGUUCCUGUGGGCCUUCGGGGCUUAAUGAUGGCAGUGAUGAUUGCAGCUCUGAUGAGUGACUUGGACUCUAUCUUUAACAGUGCCAGUACCAUAUUCACCCUCGAUGUGUACAAACUUAUCCGCAAGAGCGCAAGCUCCCGGGAGUUAAUGAUUGUGGGGAGGAUAUUUGUGGCAUUUAUGGUGGUGAUCAGCAUAGCAUGGGUGCCAAUCAUCGUGGAGAUGCAAGGAGGCCAGAUGUACCUUUACAUUCAGGAGGUAGCAGAUUACCUGACACCCCCAGUGGCAGCCUUAUUCCUGCUGGCAAUUUUCUGGAAGCGCUGCAAUGAACAAGGGGCUUUCUAUGGUGGAAUGGCUGGCUUUGUUCUUGGAGCAGUCCGUUUGAUACUGGCCUUUGCCUACCGUGCCCCAGAAUGUGACCAACCUGAUAAUAGGCCGGGCUUCAUCAAAGACGUCCAUUAUAUGUAUGUGGCCACAGGAUUGUUUUGGGUCACGGGACUCAUUACUGUAAUUGUGAGCCUUCUCACGCCACCUCCCACGAAGGAACAGAUUCGAACCACCACCUUUUGGUCUAAGAAGAACCUGGUGGUGAAGGAGAGCUGCUCCCCGAAAGAGGAACCGUACAAAAUGCAAGAAAAGAGCAUUCUGAGAUGCAGUGAGAAUAAUGAGACCAUCAACCACAUCAUUCCCAACGGGAAAUCUGAAGACAGCAUUAAGGGCCUUCAGCCUGAAGAUGUUAAUCUGUUGGUAACCUGCAGAGAGGAGGGCAACCCAGUGGCAUCCUUAGGUCAUUCAGAGGCAGAAACACCAGUUGACGCUUACUCCAAUGGGCAAGCAGCUCUCAUGGGUGAGAAAGAGAGAAAGAAAGAAACGGAGGAUGGAGGUCGGUACUGGAAGUUCAUAGACUGGUUUUGUGGCUUUAAAAGUAAGAGCCUCAGCAAGAGGAGUCUCAGAGACCUGAUGGAGGAGGAGGCUGUUUGUUUACAGAUGCUAGAAGAGACUCGGCAAGUUAAAAUAAUACUAAAUAUUGGACUUUUUGCUGUGUGUUCGCUUGGAAUUUUCAUGUUUGUUUAUUUCUCCUUAUGAACUUAAGGAUAUGGUGAGACACUAACUUAAGACGAUACUGACUGGUCUUUGGGGAAAAAAAGUUAUGUAACUGUUGCAUCUCUCAGGCAUUGUUUACGCUGUAGGUUUUAGCCAAAUUUUACUUAGCAGAAAAUCAUCUAUUUACAAGACUUUAUUUUCCCAGAGAUGGAUGAAAGUAAAUCUUCAACUUAAGUGAAGCAAAACUUAACAGACUGAAUUGUGCAAAUGUGGUUUUAAAUUUUGCAUACCAAAGUAAGGAGAGACCAGUUAUUCUCACAGAGCACUUAGAGCAGAAUAUAUGUUAAGUUACUAUGAAUUAAGGUAUACUGUCUGCACUGCCAAGUCUUGGCAGACCUUACCCUGAAGUAGAAGAUUUGCUCAUUUCUAAAUUUUUUUUCUGUCUCUGUAAUCCCUCCUACCAUUAAGAAAAACUUAUUUCUCAGACAUUGUACAAUCAGUUAUGUACUGAAAAUCGAAUGUGCUUGUGUGAUACUUGUUUCAGGACAAGUUCGUUUGCCAGGUUCAUUUUGUUAGCAUGAGCCUACGGAUUCUGAUUGCCAAAAGAAAGAAUGUUUUCCUGUAGGUAUUUUUGUACCAUCAGUAUAUGGAAUGUUAGGGAAAAACUUUGUUCCAGUUCCUUUUUUUUUUCUUUCUACUUUCGAGUUUAAGUCAACCAUACUGAAAUGACCAACAAGUCUGCCUGUAAAGUUACAUGUCAUGAUUGUACUGUUAAAUGAUUAUGGGGGAGAAAAUGAAGUAAAUGUUGCUGAUGAUCCCCAUAUUUAUUGAUCAUAUUAAGGUUGUUCAUAUAGUUUGGAAAUGACCAGCCCCCUAAGCAGUGUUUGAUUAACUUAUGCUAAUCAGAUGAUUACUCAUAUAUUCUGCUAAUUUUCUAGCUUUGUUCUUGUUAUUUGGAAAAAUUGUUAGCCAAAUGCCUUCCUAAGUGGAUCCAGUUGGAAGAUAUGUCCAGAAACCUGAAGAAAAAUUGACGCUGCCUUUGUGUGCUGGAUUGCUCUACUUGAUUAGAUCAUGAUAUAUCAAGGUUGAAUUUUUAGAGGGAAAAUUUAAUUCUGAUAUCUUAUUGCAUCCUUGAUAAGUUUUUCCCUGAUUUUUUUUUUUCCUCAAAAGACUUUCCAUCUGUACACAGCCUCUACAUUUUUGUUAUAGUGACUUAGAGCAUGAGGAUGUUUCAGUGCAAACUGGCCAUCGGUAACAGAAAACUCAGUGCAUACUUUGCUGUUGUUAGGUUGUCAAUAUAGUCUUUCUGUAGGAUGGAUAACAUGUUUGAGAGGUGCCAAACAAGAACUUUUGGGGUUAGUAGUGUGUCUUGUGGAGGGUAUUACAGGACUGUUUAAUUAUAGGACUCUAACUUGACAUGGCUUGGCACCCACUUGCAGCUAGUGGGUACAGGGUACAAAAGAUGUUAGAGACGAGCUCUACAGAUUACGUACUCCUGUGUCUUUGUAUGCUCCACACUGUCCUUUGUCCUCCAUGAAAGAUGAAGGAAGCAAAUUAUGUAUGUACUUUCUUUGACUUUCUUUAAUCUCUGAUACUUUUUAGAUUGCAUGAUUUUACUAGGCUUGUAUUUAGGGAAGUUACUUUCAUAAAUACUUUUGUAGAUUUUGAAUCAAAACUCAGUCUUUUUAAUUUUUUUGUAGUCUAUAAACUAGUUUCAUUAUGAUAGACUUGAUUAGUCCAAAGUUAAUUUUAGAAAUUAUCAGGUAGCAUAGUGUCUUCCCAUGAUCAGGAGGCUUUCUGAUGGACUGAGUCUGUAAAUGAAAAAAUAAUUUAUGUAUGAAUAGCAUGUAUUUCUGAAGAGCUUAGAGUGCCUUGUAGAAUUUUUUUCUCAAUUUUAUUCUUGAGGUUUAUAAUUUGGGGGCCAAAUAGAGCUCAUCCUUUUCUUGUUUGGAAGUUGAGGCUGCGACAUGUCCAAGGUUAUGAAGUCUUAUUUGGGAAGAACAGAAACCAGGUCUCCAAAUCUGGACUCAUGGUUUGUUCAGAUGUGUCUCGACAAAUGGUUGUCAAUGUUUUGUCCUAUUUUUUCAAAGGAACUGUUCUUCCUUUGGGACAACCUUUUGGUGUUUGGGAAAGUAAUAAGAUCUUGGAUUUUUCAAAUUAACAUUAAGUUGUGAGAACUAAAAUUUUCUUUGAACCACACUACUGUGUAAUUCAGUGAUAAUUGACAUAUUGGCUGGGCAGCCUGUCUCUUCCAUAUCCAGUGUAAAUGAAUAGGAGGUGUUUGUGGUUUUUUUUUUCUCCCUUUAUUUAACAUUGAGUCCUAGUAGUUUGGAGAAUUAGGGUCCCUCUAUCUCCUUUCUGCUCUUGUCUUAGUAAGAUACAUAAGGUACAUCAUCUUGUGUCUUUGUGUAUAUAGCAGUAGGUCAAGUUUAGAGUACUAAAGUCUGUAAAUAAGGAAUGACUAUUAGCAUAUUCAUUAGAAUUGUUUAUUCUUGCCAGUAUAAACAUCAUUUUAUUUAGACUAAAGUCCCUGAAGCUUGUCUUUCUUAUUGCUUCCCAGUAAUAGAUAAUGUGCUCAAGUAAGUUUGUGAAUUGCUGAUUGCAGCUUCAUUCAGGGACCAGUCUUCAAUCUAUAUUUCAUUAGAAUGAUUGUUCCUGGCAUGAUACAUGGACUGUCUUAAGCUAGCAAAAUGUUCAUACUUUACACUGACUAAAUGGGUCCUAAAUGAUGACAUUGGUCUUUAGACAUUAACGUGUAUAUUUUUAUAUUAGCUCAAGCUAAGGUUCAGAAUUGAAGAUUGAUAUUGACUAGAAUAGCUAAAAGUAAAAAUGAGGUGAGGACACUGGUCUUGGAAGGUAGAGAAAAAUAAAUGUCUUACCAGGUGUUAAUGGUAUCCCCAGUUCUUAGACUUUUGUCUUCUCAGGCAAUUUCCAUCCCAAGAUCUGAUGAGAAGGGCAUAUUACAUUGGUAUGCAGGAUGAUUAUUGCGUAUUUUGUGGGACCUCUAAUUUCCCUGGUCAUCUUUCAGAAUAUUCUGUUCUGCCACCCCCAGAGAGUAAACACUUGAGCCGAUUUCUUCUUCCCCAGCUGUUCUUUCCUGGGGGUAAUUAUGCUUUGUCUUUAGAUGAGAGAACAUCAAGCAAUAGCAGUGGUGCUGUGUCCUUUGGCCUAAAUUCAAUAGAUCUGAUCUCCUAGGGCUUCCUUUUCACUUGGCUCAAAGGAUCCAUUGUCUUUUGGCACAAAGAGGCUGGCCAGGGUCAUGUAGCCAUAGCUCUUAGGGAUGAUACCUCAAGAAAUUAGCUGGGACCCAUCACUCUGUGAAACUUCACAUUUUAAGAACUGAGUUGAGGGGGUUGUUAUGCGCUUCUGUAACCUGAGGCUAAGCAAGAGGUUAAGUCUUGUGAGAGCCAAUAGAGUGUGUCUGUAUUCGUAGUCCAUGGCUUAUUUUCUUUAUAGUGGGCAUAUGGAUCUUCCCCUCUGACUUUGAAUAUCAUUUGGUGUAGCCUAUGGAUUAUUUUCAUUCUUUACCACCAAAUAAAGCGGCUUAUUAGCUACUCAGUUACUUGCUAUUCAAAGGUUAGGUCUUCCCUGUUCCUGCUUGGCAGUGUUAAAGCUUACAGGGUUACCUUAUGUUGAUUCCCCUGGCUCAUUUUCAUCAGAGGCAUGAUGACUGGAAAGGGAUCACAUGGGUCGUUGGUGGUGACACCUCACUAUUUCCUAGGUUUGGGUAGAGAGAUGUAUACAAGACCUUUCCUGUUAAAUUAUGUGACUACAGAGACUUGCCAGGACAAAAUUUUUCUAAGAAAUCAGAAAAGUGGAUUAAGUGAGAUAAGUACCUGGGUGACACAGACAUUAGCCUGUUGGUAAAAGACAACAAAUAUUAGCUUAAAAUCUGCAUAUGUAGAAUCAUUUUCAUUAGAUUGUAGAGCUUGAAGCACCUUGGCUCUCAGCUACUUUAAACUCCUCCCCAUAUAAAUUAGGGCACCAAUAAAUAAGUUUCAGUUUUUUAAACCCUGGUUUGAUGUUAAGCAUUAUAAAGUACAAAGUUUGUUAACACAGUAGAGAUAAUUUAGUAGAAAAAUGCUUUGAGGCUUCAGUAUUUGUAAGAUUUUGCAUUAGCCAGAUGCUAGGUUGUUGAAGGCAUUUUAGUGUUGAUAAUAGCCUGAGCAGACUUCUUUACAGAUGGGAUAUAUUUUUAUAUGUGUAUAUGCCCACUUACCAUUCAGAGAGACUGGUCUUUGUCUUCCUUCACAUUGCUGUGUCAGUUCUACACCUAGUCUUUUCAGCACUUAGCAAAUUCAAAUUUUGAUUUUUUUGUCAGCUUAGUUCACUUUAAGGCAUAUUGGCAUGGUAUGUGAAAGUGACAUUUUGCCCCAGUAUUGAGGACUUUUAGAUCCAAAUAAUGAUUCAUUAAAUAUAAUUAUGUUUUAAGUAUACUGAAUUUCUAUUAGCUUAAAAUGUUAAUUCUCAGGAAUGAUUUUCUCACACUAUGUGUUGGCUAAUAAUAAAAGCACUAUUUUAUUCUCAAAACUCCUUUUUCAAAAAUUAGGGAGAGAGCAGUAGUGAUCAUUUAUGUGAGCCCCUUUGAAAUGAUGGUGUCAGAGUGCAGAGAAACAAUGGAGUUUUGAUGCCAAAAAGGUUUUUUUGCAGUAAAAGUAAAAAUUUGGAAUUAGUUGGCAUAUAGAGGAACCCUUUUGUACUGGAAGGUAUGAGGCUGGAUUGUGAAAAAGUAAUCUUUCGAUUGCUAGACUUGGUUAACUUAGGGCUGCAAAUCUUUUUCUUCUAUCAAGGUCACUUAAUAUGGAAUGUUUUUGUCAGACUGUCCUCUGUUGGAAUACUUUAGCUGUUCAGCUACUUUGACUCCUCGGAGAGAAUUUAGUUAAGGUUCAAAGUAAUUAACCGGCUUUGCCAGUGGUGAGUCCCACACCAUUAUUCACUUAGUAGUCAUAUAAAUGUUUUUAUUUAAACUCCUCUCUCUCCAGUGCUGAGAAUAAGGCUUUAAAUUACUGAUUCACCUUGAAAGGAAUGUUGUGAGAAUUGAUGUAAUUUGUGUUUUUGUUUCCAUCUAAACUUCUUUAUAAAAAGGGGGAUUAGUUUUUUGUUUUGGGGUAAGUACCUAAUUUAUCUGGUAAUCAGCAACCCUAACCAUUGGCGUAUAGUCUUUCACUCAGAAAUAAACAAAAAUUGUUUGGUAUAUCUGUAUCAUUGCUAAUCUUGUGCACUUUACUUUUUGGGCAGUACCAUACAUAGUCUGAGGCUGUUGACUUAAACCAGUAACCUUACUUUAUGUAAUGACUCUUAAAUUCGGUUACUUGGGUUCACAGCUUGCUUGAAGAGAAAGGAUGCUAGAAUAAAGUAAGCAGCUGAAGAGCGAGCAAAUCAAGACAAAACACAGUGGUCUCAGAUUUUUCAUAGUGUAGGAACAGUGGUUUUGCUCUAUACCACCGAAAAGCACUAUAACAUAAUUGUUGCCCAUGAUACUGAAGUUCUUCCCCUCACUUCUAGGUUGUUUACAUUCAGAGCUCUAUCAAUAAGAGGAAUACAUAUUACAGUGAAUUUGACAACAGCACAAGUUGGCAGUAGCUAUCCCCAACCUAAUUUAUCUUGGUAAAUUCACCCUGUUUCCUAGUGCUGCUGGAUAAAAGAGUGUUUAAUUUUUAUUGCUCUUGGACAGAGUAGUCUAGAUAAGUUUUCAGUUUAUCAACAUAGCCUAGACUUCUGUAAGUGGAAUGUUCAUUAGUAACUCAUCUUUUUGUUGUUAUAAUUGGAAACAGAAACGAGGCUUAUUGCUAUUGUAGAAAUCCCAAACUGGCAAAGGCCAGUAUAUAUGGUAUUCCAUAAUAUAACCAGCUUUUGAAAUUUAUGUGUUUGGAUUAGUGCCUUCUGGUUACCAGUAUUGACUCUGCUAGUUUGCACCUUUCUGUUCUUAACAAAAAUUUGUAUUUGUUAUUCCUCUUAAAUUUUGUCAUAACUAGUGAAGGAAGUAAAAAAAAAAAAAAUGCAUUAUGCAGCCUAAAUGUUGUUUCUUUUAUAUCCAUAAUUAAAAACUUAAAGUUACUUAUGUUCUGUGAUCUUAAUUUUGUUGUGUUUCCAUUGUAGGUUGAUAGGUAUAUCUGAGAACAGGUAUGUGACAACAGUUUAUAUUCCAUGAUAGAAAGCUAAAGUCCAUAGAAAGCACAAAAUCGUGUUCACACAUUAGUGUAUCCACACAUAGAAAGCACAAGACUAAUAGUAUUCUCUGUAUCCCACAAGUGCCAGUCAUAAAGGCCACCAGGUAUUUGUCUCAGAGUUUCUAUGAGGACUACAGUAUUGAUAAGCCCAAGACAAUGCGGUAUCUAAAAUGGUCCUAAUGGUGAGGGAUCCAAAGGAAUAAUCUCAAUAAGUUUGUACCACAUUGAUGGAGGGAGAGAAUAUAAAUGUCAAGAAUGCCAAAAUUAUAUUUGGGGGUUACUAGCUAAAAUGGGGUUUGAAGGCUUUUUACCGCAACUUGAAACGAGAAACAGGGAUGGAUGUCUAGGUUUUUGAUGGGUGGAACAGGUGACACAUUUCUGCUUUAAGCUGUAGUGUCAUUGGGGUUUUUUGUAAAAAAUCUUAAAUCUUUUAAGAAAUAUUACCUCUUAACAGUGCCCCCCCAAACAUGCAGAAAGUCAUACUUUAACAGGGCAAAUACUACUUGUCUUUGAUUUUUUUUGUGUACGUUUGUAUGUGAGAGAUGAAGUUACCUUUAUUUUUUUCCUAUACUUGACUGUGCUUUAUUUUAAUAAAGGAUAAUUUGAUCUGAGUGUUCUGAGCAUCAGACUAAUUCUGAAGCAUAUUUACUAGAGGAGCUACUUUUCUUUUCACAAUGGGAUGGAGAGGAUUCUUUCACUUGUCCCAUUAACCCUCUUCUAGUCUAGAUGAGAUGAAAUCUGUUAAUGUGUGUGCAGAAGAAAACGUAUGUUCUUCUACUCAGCAUUGCCCUUUUCCACCUCCUCACUUCACCUCCGAGUAGCUUGUUUAUCAAGAAUGAAUGAAUGUCUUUGUCUUAAAUUUUGCCCAUGUGUUAAAAGAUGUAAUUCUCAGAAUGGGAGAGAAAUGACUAUCUUUGUUCCUACUCUUUCAUAUAAUUAUCUUUUUAGGGAAAGACUUGGUCAACUCUGAUAUAUCUAGAAGGAAGACUAUAUCUGGUGUAGACUAAUAUGAAAUGUUUUAGAAGAGUUAACUUGAACACUUUGAGGGAGAGAUUAUUCUUGCCGGCAAAAAGCUAGCCAGGAAUGAGCCCGCCACAUUAUUUGAGAAUAUCAAACCUCAGGCCUGGAGGGAUGAGGGGAAGAAGAGUACCAGAAAUGCAGGAAAGAGAAGUUUGAGGAACAUCCUUGGCUUAGCAACAUGUGAUAAUGCAAAGCUGUUAUAACCUGUUAAUCCUACAUACUAUGUGUUCUGUACCUUUACAUGUUUUUAAAUUUAAGAUAGUUUGUAAGAACUGUACAAAAAAAUGCUUCUGGAGAUUUCUUCGGCAGAAAUGCCUUUCAUUUAUAAUUUCAUGGAGAACUGCUUUAAUUAGCCUAGGUGAAAAGUAGUCCUAGCAGUGUAAAUAUGUAUAAUUAGAGUUUUCUAAUUUCACUGUGAGAUCUCUAACUUUUGAGUGGCAAACAGAUCAAGUCUUUUUGCUCAUAGACUUUUCUGUGGGGUUGUUAAAAUGCAAAAGCUUUAUUUUUUUUAAUAAUGCCAUACUCCAUUAGUGUCAGAUGAUGGUAUGGAAUUUGUUCCCUUGCUUUCCCCCACUGUUACUGCUUCAGUUUAUAGAUUGCCAGCAGAGUUCAGAAAUAGAGCAGGGAUUUACCCGUUCUUUGCUUGGACAUCCCAUUUUCUUUUGUCCAGACCCAUGUUGGCAAUCACGUAUGAACUGUGUUACACUUCUCAGUGCUUUUUUUUUCUUUUUGAUAAGAUGGAUAUCAAAAAUAGUUGCUGUGCAAAAGUUAGUAGUCUUCUUCAAGAAGAAAACCAAUUCUUUUUCUAAUAAUAUCCUGUGAAAUUGCUUCAUUCAUUCAUUUAUUUUUAAGCCAAAUGUCAGCAGAGUGCUGCUGCUUUUAUCUAGUAAUUUUGAUAUGUAAGUAUUAAUGCAUUUUUAAAAGAUGUCUACAUUGAAAAAUGUUCUUCCCAGUGUCCUGCUUAUGAUGCUUUGUUCAGAUUUUUUGUAAGAGACCAGUUAGUACACUGGGGGUGUGUAUUGUGUACAUGUGUUAUUUUAGUUAGGCAUUGUAGACCAAAUGUGAUUAUAAAUAAAGUUGAUGAACAUUAAUUUUGUUAUUAGUGAGUUUUUUGAAUUGUAAAUGGAUUUCCAGUUUACCCUCUGUUGUCCACAGCUUUUUUAAUUUUAAGGUUUGACUAAUUGGAUCCAUCUCAUUGUACAGUGUUUUAGUUGCAAGCAGAAAGUAGAAUUUGGUAUAAAGCAGGUUAUUUCUAUAUUGAAAGGAGUACAGUUGAAAUUGUAGAUUUAAGAUUGUUAAAAUAAUGACAAUUCUAACUUGUCUAUUCUAACCUACUGUGUACAAUCUGAUUUUUUAAAAUUGUAAACAUGUAUGAUCUUGGUUUCAUGUGUUUUUGAAAGUGUUAUUGUUUAAAAAAUGAAAAAAAGCAUAUCUGCUAAAGAGCUGUCAGUUUUCAUUACUGACUCUGUAAAAUACACUGUUCUUUGUGUACUGUGUGUUAUUUUGCCAGCUGCUGCAUUAGCCUUCAAAAGUAUUUGGAAACUUAAGAUGAACUACAUUUCUUGCAAAGUACAUUCCUUUCUGUGGUAUUUUGUCCUGUAACUGAAGUAUAGUAAUUAUUUUAUGGAAAUGUUAGCAAUUCUGUACCAACUUUGAAUAAAAUGAAAAAUUUA